GGGGCGGGGCCGGGGUGCCCUGUGCGCUUGGCCGGGCGCGCGGCGUGGGCCGCGCGGACCCGGGCGCGGGUGGGGGCGGCGGCGGCGGCGACAUGGUGCUGUGCCCGGUGAUCCGGAAGCUGCAGCAGCAGCGCGUGGUGCUGGCCAGCGCGUCCCCGCGCCGCCAGGAGAUCCUCAGCAACGCGGGCCUCAGGUUCGAGGUGGUCCCUUCCAGGUUCAAAGAGAAGCUGCACAAGGCCUCGUUCGCCAGCCCGUACGCGUACGCCGUGGAAACGGCCAAGCAGAAGGCCCUGGAGGUGGCCGGCAGGAUGCACCAGAAGGACCUGCGGGCCCCUGACGUGGUCAUCGGAGCAGACACCAUCGUGGCGGCGGCCGGGCUCAUCCUGGAGAAGCCGGUGGACAAGCAGGACGCCUACCGCAUGCUGUCCAGGCUGAACGGGAAGGAGCACAGCGUGUUCACGGGCGUGGCCAUCGUCCACUGCUGCAGCAAAGGCGGCCAGCUGGACACGGAGGUGUGGGAGUUCUACGAGGAGACGGUGGUGAAGUUCUCGGAGCUGUCGGAGGAGCUGCUGUGGGAGUACAUCGACAGCGGGGAGCCCAUGGACAAGGCCGGCGGCUACGGGAUCCAGGCGCUGGGCGGGAUGCUGGUGGAGUACGUGCGCGGGGACUUCCUCAACGUCGUGGGCUUCCCCCUGAACCGCUUCUGCAAGGAGCUGGUGCGGCUGUACAGCCUGCCCCGGCCGCAGGGCCUGCAGCGGCUCAAGCACGACUCCAUCCCCGCCGUCGACUCCUUGGAGCACCUGAGCGACACGGAGGGCGGUGGCGCAGUCCUGGCUCGGAGCACCGGGGGCGGCCGUGGUGGCGAGGAGGCGGGUGGAGGCCGGCCCCAGGCUCCGGGCACAUGGGACGCGGACCUUAACGGGGUGACGCAGAGCCGGCCCCCGUUCCCCACCGGCCUCCUGGAGCUGAUGGACGGCUUCAAAGCAUCCAAGGCCCUGUUCACGGCUUGCAAGCUCAAAGUGUUUGAUGUGCUAAGAGACCAAGGCCCGCUGGAGGCCGUGGACGUCGCCCGUGAGAUCGACGCCUCCGCGGCGGGGACCGAGUGGUUGCUGGAUGUCUGCGUGACCCUGGGGUUACUGGAGAGGACGGACAGAGGUUACAGCAACACACAGGCAGCGACCCUGCACCUGGUGUCGGACAGCGAGCACUCUCUCCACGGCCUCGCCGAGUACAACGACGCCCACGUGUGGGGCGUCUUCACGCGCCUGGGCCUGGCCGUGCGGAAGGAGGCGGAGCAGGGCCUCGGGGCGCUGGGGGCGAUGCAGGAGGAGCACCUGGCCCAGGACCGCCCCCACCACCAGAGCACGGAGGGGACGCUGCGGCUCAUGAGGGCCGUGCACGGCCUCAGCAAGCUGACCGCCCACCACGUGGCCACGGCCUUCGACCUGUCCCGGUUCAGCUCCGCCUGCGACCUGGGAGAGCUGAACUCUGGAGACCUGCCGAGGGUCUCACAUGUGCUUCCCGCAGGCUGCACGGGCGUCCUGGCCCGCGAGCUGGCCCAGCAGUACCCGCAUCUGCAGGUGACUGUGUUUGACCUCCCCGAGGUCAUUGAGCUCGCCGGGGGCUUUCAUCCCGUCGGACGACAGACAGAGCGGAUCCGCUUUGUGCCAGGUGACUUUUUCAAAGACAGCCUCCCGGAAGCAGAUCUGUACAUCCUUUCUAGAAUCCUCCACGACUGGCCGGAUGACAAACUCCACGCGUUACUGAGCCGGGUCUCGAGCAGCUGCACAUCAGGCGGCGGCCUCCUGGUGGCAGAAGCGGCGCCCGCGGAGGAGGAGGAGGAGGGGGCGGCGCGGGGCCCCCGGCUGCGGACCCUGAGCGCCGGGCGGCCCCGGAGCCCCGACGAGUACCGGCGUCUCCUGCAGCGACACGGCUUCCGGGACGUGCAGGUGGCGCGCGCGGGGGACCUGCUGCGCGUGGCCCUGGGCGCGCGAGCGGCGCCCUGAGGGUCACCGGGAGCCCGGCGGGGCCCACCGUCCGGCAGGGAAUGUCUCCUGGACAGCAGGUGUCCCCGGACCGAUUAAAGGAGGCGGAAGGCGCGGCGGUCUCCGCGCGUGUCUCUGGGGCUGCGGGCGCGGGGGAUGCGCCCGGGAGGGACGGUGAGGGGUGCGCCGGCCGGGACCGUGGAUGGGGGCACCGAUGGAACCACGGGGGAUGCGCGGGCCGGGAGCGCGGGG
This is a messenger RNA of Hippopotamus amphibius kiboko, 2237 nucleotides long. It is a transcript of the gene ASMTL, whose product is annotated as acetylserotonin O-methyltransferase like. The coding region runs from base 93 to 2006 and encodes 637 amino acids. Gene Ontology annotation, molecular function: O-methyltransferase activity; nucleoside triphosphate diphosphatase activity. NCBI's taxonomy places the organism in Eukaryota, Metazoa, Chordata, Mammalia, Artiodactyla, Hippopotamidae. The transcript is spliced from 13 exons. The record is from RefSeq and is a predicted model, not a curated record.